AACCAAGUGUCUGUUAAGUGUUAUUUUAACCUGGUUUAUUGUUUAAAUAAUUAAAUUAUUAAUAAAUUAAAGUGUUAUUAUUAUUUUUGAAUAUGAAUCCCAGUGAUUUUCCAGACUCGGAUGAUGAGUUUGAUUUUGAUGUUUCUUCUUCAACAGUUUCAAAUAAACAAACAACUAAUUUAAAAAAUGGUGAUAAAACAUCUGAAGUAUCAAAAAACACAAAAACAUUAUCAGUUAAUGUAGCAUCAGAUUAUCCAGAUUUUGAUGAUGAAUUUGAUAUUGAUAUUGAUGAAUUUAAUACUCAAGGAUCUAUUCAAUCAUCAAAUAAUAAAAAAACAUUACCGGCUAAUGUAGCAUCAGAUUUUCCAGAUUUUGUUGAUGAUUUUGAUAUUAAUACUGAUGAUUUUGAUACUCAAGGAUCUAUUAAAGCAUCAACAUCAACUCAAAAACAACCUGAUAAUGUAUCAAUUAAUUGGAAAUCUUCUGUUGAAUCUAGAAACAAAACAACACUACAAAAUUCAGAUUUUCCAGAUUCAGAUGAUGAAUUUAACAUGACACCAUUAAUAACAACACAAAAUACAACACCAAUAAUACAACCAAUAAUACAAAAUAAACGUAAUUAUAAUGAUAUAAUUGGAGAUGAUAAUUUUGAUUUUGAUAAUGAUGAUGAUGAUUUUGAUCAACAUAGAAAUAAAAAACUUUGUUGGGAUAAACCAGAUGAAGUAUUAAAAGCAAUAAAAGCAAUGAAAUAUGAUAAAAUAAAAAAACCAGAUGCAAAUAAAAAAUUAUUAGAUAAUAAAAAAAAUAAAAAUAUAUCAUUGAGUGUACCAAGUUGGAAUUUUAUUGCAUUAACAAGAGAAUCAGAUGCACAAAGAAUUUAUAUACGUUUAAAACAAGAUUCAAAUAAUCAAAGUAUUAAUAAACCAAUAAAACCAAUUGGUGGUUUAUUAUUAGUUAAUUAUGAAACAUUAAAAAUGGAAGCUGAAAAAAUAAUAAUAAAUAAUGUUAAAAAAGCAAGUAUUGUAGAAAAAUUAACAUCAACAGUUGCAACAAAAAAAUCAAAAUAUAAUGAUCAAUUAUGGGUUGAUAAAUAUCGUCCAAAAUCUUAUGUUGAAUUAUUAUCAGAAGAAGCAGUUAAUUGUGCAUUAUUAUAUUGGAUUAAACUUUGGGAUAAAGUUGUAUUUAAUAGUGAUAUUAAAAUGAAUAAAAAACGUAUUGAAUCAGCCAUGUAUCAUAUUAAUAGUGGAGGUGGUGGUUUUAAUAAAUAUAAAAAGAUUGAUAAUAAAGAAGAAGCUGAGUUAGUUGAUAAAAAAAAUUUUCCAAUACAAAGAAUAGCAUUAUUAACUGGACCACCUGGUCUUGGUAAAACAACAUUAGCACAUCUUGUUGCUCAUCAAGCUGGUUAUAAUGUUGUUGAUAUUAAUGCAAGUAAUGAUAGAAAUCCUGAAUCAUUUAGACAAGUAUUAUUAUCAUCAACACAAAUGAAACCAUUAAUUGGAACAAAUGAUAGUAUUGGACGUCCAAAUUGUCUUAUAUUUGAUGAAAUUGAUGGAGCACCAACAACAUCAAUUGAUUUAUUAAUACAAUUUGUUCAAGGUAAAUUAACAACAAAAGGUAAUAAUAAUAAAAAACAAAAAACAACAAAAGAUAAUGAAUAUUGUAAAAGACCAGUUAUUUGUAUUUGUAAUGAAUUAUAUACACCAUCAUUAAGAGCACUUAGAACAAUGGCAUUUAUAAUAAAUGUACCAAAAAUAAAUCCAUCAUUACUUGCUGAUAGAUUACAAACAAUAUCACGUUAUGAAAAUAUUAAAGUUGAUAAAUCAAUAUUAAAAGAUUUAGCUGAUAAAUCUGGUUGUGAUAUACGUUCAUGUCUUGGUGCAUUACAAUAUAUGGGUAAUGAUGUUACAAAAGAUAAUAUAAGUCUUGGUACAAAAGAUACAAAAAUUGGUUUAUUUGAUGCUUGGCGUAAUAUAUUACAAAUACCAUCAAAAAAAUUAGGUAAUUUAACACCAUUUGAUAAAGUACAACGUGUAUUACGUAUUGCACGUGAUGAUAAUUCAGAAAGAUUUGCAAUGGGUAUAUUUGAAAAUUAUCCAUUAAAUUGUAUUGAUGAUAUUAAUUUAAUUGUUGAUGCAAUUGAUUGGUUUACAUUUUAUGAUGAAAUAACAACAAUUAUUAGAGAAAAACAAGAUUGGCGUGUUAUGUCAUAUGCAAAUUAUUCAUUUGUUGCUUGGCAUUUAAGUUUUUCAACAUUAAAAAAUCCAAAAUUAAAUUUUCCAUAUGUAACAAGUGAAGCUAAUCAAUUAUUAAAUAAUAAUAAAAAUAUAUUAGAAAUCGCAAAAAGACAUUGUGGUAUUGAUGGAAGAGUAUUACUUCUUGAUGUUGCACCAUUUUUAUCAGAAUUAUUAACACCAAAAUUACGUGCAUUAGCUGGUCAUUUAUUAUCACCAAAAGAAAAAGCUGAAUUACAAAGACUUGUUGAUGUUAUGCUUGAUUAUGGAUUGACAUUUGUACCAGAUCGUAAUCAAGAAGAUGGUACUAUUGAUUUUGUACUUGAACCAAAUCUCAUUGCUCUUGGUACAUUUCCUGAUUGUAAAAUACGUAGAGGUUUACCAUAUGCUGUUAAACAAAUUGUUCUUAGAGAAUUGGAAUAUGGAAAAGUUAAUAGACAAGCUAAUAUUGGUAAAAAUAAAAAUAAUGAUGAAGGAAAAAAUAUAGCUGUAAGAAAAACACAUGAUAAUAAUGAUAUAAUUGAUGUUAAAAAAACAUUUAGACCAAUCCAUCUUAAAGAUAUGGAAACUAUUAUUGUUCCUGUUAAAAAAAAACUUAUGGGUGAUGUUUUUGAUAAUUUUUUAAGAAAACCACCAACAAAACCAGCAGCAACAACAACAACAACUGAUACUAGUCCUUUGAAAAAAAAACUUGAUGUUAAAUAUCGUUCUUUUAUUAAAACACAUGGAGUUUAUUAUAAAUACAAAGAAGGAUUUAGUAAUGCAAUUCGUCGAAAUAUUAAAAUUGAUGAUAUUUUAUGAUUAUUUUAUAUUUUUGUAUUAAAUAUUUAUUUAAAAAUAUAAAUAUUUUGAUAUUAUUAUU
Molecule: messenger RNA, 3093 nt
Organism: Aphidius gifuensis
Lineage: Eukaryota; Metazoa; Arthropoda; Insecta; Hymenoptera; Braconidae
Gene: cutlet
Product: chromosome transmission fidelity protein 18 homolog
Exons: 3
Coding region: 93-3032 (979 amino acids)
Cellular component (GO): nucleus
Molecular function (GO): ATP binding; DNA binding; ATP hydrolysis activity
Source: RefSeq, a predicted model, not a curated record